GGUCUUCCCGUCUGUUUUUCUCAUCCACUUCGCCCUCGUUAAAUUGGCUAUGAGUCCUUGACGCUGCAAUCAGAACAUUCUAUGGAAGAUUACUUGCAUGGUAUGUUGUCGUCUGGGGCCAUCCUUUUUGUCAUAUUACUGUUAGAUUCUCACGGUUCCUGAACGGCAUGUUUUAAUGGCUUCGAUAGCCUCACGGCUUCAUCUUCAUCCUACUAGCAAACUCGGCAGGAACAAGGUAGCAGAACUUCAUAUCUAAAACGAAAUUUCAUCGUUCCCUCUUUACUUCAUCUGGAGAGUAGAUACAUGUGACGUGCUCAGAACACAUACAUGAUUUCGUCGUACCAGCUGUUUGUUUAUCACCAUUUGCUUCAAGAGGUCUUUGCUCUGCAUGUGUUCACUGCGUGGCUGCCUUCACAGCUCCACCAGCAUGGAUAAACAUCUGAUUUCAAUGUGUACCUACGUUGAUGUUGGUAUGCUUUGUGCAGUGGCGUACUAAAUUUUAGUGCUGUUAUAAAGGCUCUUCCUAAGGUGGACAGCAUUGGAGCAAAAGAGUUGACCUCUAUCCUCCCUUCCAACAAACUCGGUCCCUGCGAAACCCAAUUCCAAAUCGAUCUAUAUCCACACCCGGAGCAAGAUAGUAUCCCAUCAAAAAUGUGAAACACCAGAGGAUCUUUAGAAACAAGAAAAAUAUCUUGUCGAAGUUGUGGGCGAUAGCAAAGCUGGCAGUGAUGAGAGCUUGACAUUCUUUAACAUCAUGUCAAAGACAUUGUUGUCUACCAUUAUAUUAAGAGUGUACUGGCGACGUCAAAGAGGCUCACGUUUCCUCACCAAACUGUACCGAAGUAAAGGAUUCGUCCCUGGAGUCAUUUCAGGACUGAACAUGAUUACAAUCGUCCCUCAGUGAUAUGUUAGAUUGAAGAGAGAGACCCUUGCAAGGCUGUAGGCCUUGUACAAAGAACUGCUGACAGUGACGGGUAUGUAAAACACUCCUGGUUGCCUUUGUCCAACAUACGCAGACACCUUUUGACAUGAAUAUCGUCAUGAUAGGUCAUGGGACAAGAUCACCUGGGAAAACAGUGAUCCAACAAAACUGUUUGUCUGAAAAUCUAUCCACUCUUCUAUGAGUAACUUCCGAAUCGAAGGUCACCGUCACAAUGCAAUCAGUAUCCAUAGGAGUUUCAGCCUGCACCUCAUAUCCAUCUACCAGAACAGCUGUUAGCAUCAGUCCGUUACUCUUGUCCGCACUGUUACGACCGUGCUGCGAGUCAGGCGAUAUGUGCGUGUGCCUCUAUCUGUUCUUUACCCAUUAGAUUCGAUCCGUCAGCUGUGAGAAGAGCAUGAAAAACGACAUAUUCAGUAUGGAGAUAACGAUGGUGGAGUUGCAGGUAUCAGAGUACACAUCAAGACUGAGAGACAGGAACCAAACUGAUCAUUCAAAACGUCAUCCGAAAUUUUUUCAAGAGAACGACAUGUAGUUAGAAACUUCUUAUCCGACAGGUGGAAGUAUGUUAUGUCAACAUCCGCAGGGGUCAGUUGAUUGUAGGCUCGUCAUUGAGAUGAUCAGGUCAUGUCACACUCGACGUAGGUCAAGGAGAUUUUACAGAAAGUAUCUUAAGACAACUAGCAAACUCUGCACAACCAUUCUCUGUAAACCGGGAGAUGAAUAUGACCCAUAUGUAUCAAAUUCUUUUGCUCACAGUCCAGUGGCAAUUUGUGGAGGUCUUCAAAAAUAUCAAUUUUAUUCGCCAAUGCAGAGAAAUAUAUAUAGAAAAAGAAGUUAG
Marchantia polymorpha subsp. ruderalis is the source of this 1781-nucleotide messenger RNA. The record is from the annotation of a GenBank genome assembly. NCBI's taxonomy places the organism in Eukaryota, Viridiplantae, Streptophyta, Marchantiopsida, Marchantiales, Marchantiaceae.